AAUUAAAAGCAGCAACAUGAGUCAAAGGGCAGUGUCAGUGUCUGCUUUACAAUUAUAACAACAUCACAGAGUUUGUAAGAGAAUCACUGUCCUCACUUUAUUUUCAGCCUCCUCUUCCUACUGAUCUACAGAUGUUUCAGCCGCUUGUAAAUUUCACAGCUAAGUGCUUUAAAAUUUACUGUUUGUUGCUUCUUCAGAACCCACCCGUUAAAGCUGAGUGGCCUGAAAGAAUCUCAGCAGCCUGCAUAGAGCAUGUGGACAAUAAAGAGAUGGAUUGUUCCAUGCCAAUAAACUUUCUGUGGCCAGUGCUGACAUGUGGGGAACAGGUCAUUAGAAAGGGUGUAAGCUACGACUAAAAAUAAUGACUGUUGGGAGUCAAAUUAUACCAUUGUGUCAAAAAACAAUUUAAAAAAAAGUAAAUCUGCAGCCUAGUAACAUCUCUCUCUGUGUCUUUCUUUUCUUUUUUUUAAAUCCAGCAAAUGCCAGGGUUUUAGCUCUUGUAAUUUAGCUUUAGUGGUAACACAUAGGGUUUUAAACAUCUCCAGGUAUCUUAUGGAAAAUAUUUUUCUUAGGAAUACUUUUGCACCUGCCUGUAUGAAAUUGUAGGUACUUAUCAUCCCUGAUUAACUUCCAAGUGCCAUUUUUCUCCAAACAGAAUCUAAAUUUUAAAUUAUCUGCUGUUUGUUUAUCAUUGGGAAUCACAGUCCACUGCAUGUGACAUUGUCGCAAUAUCGCCACAACAAACAGGAUCAUGCCUUCUACUGGAGAAUAGGCAGCGGGAGGGGAUAAUGAGCUGUUAACGAGCAAGUAUCCUGUUUGUAUGAAAAUGUCCUUAAUAAUCAAGGAGAAAAGGGAGAUGCCAGACAUGGAACUACAAACCUUGAGUUCCAGGACUCAUUAAACUCAUCAGGAUCACAGAGGAUAAUAGCUAAAUUGAUACAAGUGACCAGUUAUUGAUAUCAAAGGGUGAUUGGAACCCAGGAGAAAUGCAGCUUCAGCCCCUAUCUACUCAUCACAGCCUAGAAGCAUGGAGCAAAACGCUUUGCCUAAUCCAGGAACAGCUCAGCCAGAGGUUUCAGAAUGCAAGGAACUAGAUCACACAAGAGAAACUUCAGAAGUGACCAACAGUUUAUCCUGUACAGACUAACUCAGCUACCCCGUGGAGCUUCUAAUGAGUUAUCUGCCAUCCUCAAAAGCUCUGUGCCCUCCAGUGGCGAAAGUGAGGCACCGCAAGGUGAGCACACAGAUUUGGAUGGAACAAAGAUGGAGCAACGGGUGAAAUGUAUGGAAGACAAACUCAGGGAAAUGAAUGUUCGAUUUGAAGACGCAGAGAAACGACUACAGGUUUUGCAGGACCGGCUCAGCCAGGAAGCAAUAAAUGGGAUUGAUUGCGGUGGUUCCAUAUCACAGGAGGCCACCGACAAUAGUCACAACUUCGCUGAGAACCCUGGAUCAGAGCCUGUCUUGGCCAAUACAGUAGAAUGCUGCAAGGUCUCAGAGAACUUGAGUGACCCUUGUCAAGAAUCAGCUGUGCUAGAGAUGUACGACAGGCUCAGGACACAUGAGUGGGAGAAAGCCAAAUGUGCUGCUAGUGACUCUGCCUUCUCAAUGACAUAUGAACAAAUGAGCACAGUAAUUAAGGCUGUGUUUGCCAAAUGUGAAGAAGAGCUGUCACAAAGAAUGAAUCGAAUCUUUGAACUCCUGGAGAUUCCAGUUUCUAAGGAAACCACAAGCCUCUUUGCCAGCCAGCAGCUGCCCCCUGGGCUCAUAAGAGAGAUAAAGAAUCACCUUAAAAAUCUCUACCUUAAAUACGGAGAAAACUUUUACCAAGCCAUGAGUCUGCCUUUGCUUUCUCCUGAUCAACAGAAGUUACAGCCUCUAGUACAUUUCACAGCGGCAUGCUGCAAAAUUUAUUGUUUGUUGCUUCUUCAGAACCCACCCAUUAAAGCUGUGUGGCCCACAGAGGAAAGAAUCCCCACAUACUGCAUACAGCAUGUGGACAAUAAAGAUGUGGAGGACAAGAUGCCAUUGAACUUUCUAUGGCCAGUGCUCGCAUGUGGGAGGCAAGUACUUAGGAAGGGUGUAAUCUAUGGCUGAAUGGAAUGACUGGUUGAGUCAAAUUAUACCCCUGUGUUAUAAAAUAGUAAAAAAAGUAGUGAAUAGUAGCUCUGUAGUUUUCAGUCUUUUUCAUUCACGAAAUGCCUGAGUUCUAGCUCUUGUAGCAUUUACUCCUGGAAGGGGAUGUGACCCAGAGACCCACUGGUGCCUGACAAAGGGUUCGCUACUUUAUAGCACCAACUCCUAACAAGCUUGACAAGCUCACUGUAUCAUGCACACUGCUUUCAUAGUAGUUAUCCAUAAAGAAAGCCAUGAGAGGUCUCAAAUGAAAUCUAGGGUCAUAGAGAGAGCUGUGAAAUGUACAGAUAUAGUCUCAUAUGCACAUACCGAAAAUAUGUUUAGAUUUGGUAGCCAGGAAUGAGUCACGAACCAAAGAGCAAGGCAGGUUUUCUUUGAGACAGGAGAUAAUGUGUAACUCUUG
Pelodiscus sinensis (Chinese soft-shelled turtle) is the source of this 2539-nucleotide messenger RNA. RefSeq lists its product as uncharacterized. The record is from RefSeq and is a predicted model, not a curated record. NCBI's taxonomy places the organism in Eukaryota, Metazoa, Chordata, Testudines, Trionychidae.